This is a messenger RNA of Trifolium pratense (red clover), 1017 nucleotides long. Its product is annotated as probable inactive dual specificity protein phosphatase-like At4g18593. Bases 212 to 601 code for a protein of 129 amino acids. Gene Ontology annotation, molecular function: protein tyrosine/serine/threonine phosphatase activity. The transcript is spliced from 3 exons. Gene Ontology annotation, biological process: protein dephosphorylation. NCBI's taxonomy places the organism in Eukaryota, Viridiplantae, Streptophyta, Magnoliopsida, Fabales, Fabaceae. The record is from RefSeq and is a predicted model, not a curated record.
UUAACUCAGCGGCAAGAACACCUUAGUUAUAUGUGCACUGAUAGUUCUUGUCAGUUGUCAUCGCCAGUCCGCCGCGCUAAAAAAUCACAAUAUAACUUUGGUGAUUUUGGCAUAACCUUGAAUUCAUCUCAUCGUUGAUUCUCAAAUUCAUUCACCGUGCGUCAACAGCAUUUGGAAAAGGAGAAUCAGUGGAGAGUUGCAGAAGAAUCAAAUGGCUGAAACUAGUAUCUCUGAGUCAGAAACCACAACCAAAACUCAACUUAUAUACCGGUGUAAGAAAUGCAGAAGAAUUGUUGCUUCAGAGGAGAAUAUAGUUUCUCAUGAGCGUGGAAAAGGUGAAUCAAGCUUCAAGUGGAAUAAGAGAAGCAGUGAAUCCUGGGAAAAUGGAAAACAACCAGUUGAUUGCACCUCAAUAUUUGUUGAACCCAUGAAGUGGAUGCAAGCAGUGCAAGAUGGUGAAGUGGAGGAGAAACUUGUAUGUAUAGGUUGUAAAGCUCGUUUGGGUUACUUCAACUGGGCUGGCAUGCAGUGCAGCUGUGGAGCCUGGAUCAACCCUGCUUUUCAGCUACAAAAAAGCAAAUUAGAUGAGUGCUAUAUGUAAAUCAUUCAUUUCUGGAAAACCAGAGCUUUUAUGAACUAUGAUAGCCUUUGAAGAUUGUCUUAUUGUACCUAGAUUACAAGAUAUGGUUUUCAUAUGCUAAUGGUGCAUUUGGAUUAUUAACUCCUUACAUGGACUAAUAUAUGUCAUAGACUCAUAGGGAUCUGGAUUUGCUGCGGUGCAUUUUGCACGCAAUUUCACACGGUUUUGGAUCUCGGCUGUUAGAUUAAAAUCAGACGGUCCAGAUUAUAUAUUACUAAAAUCAACUGUUUGUAAUCUGAACCAUUCAUUUAUGAUCGGACGGCUGAGAUCCAAAACCGCGUGAAACUGCGUGAAAGUUUUACUGCACGAAAUCCUGUUCUGACUCAUAGGUACUAGUAUGUGUGCUAGGAAGAACUUAUAAAAGCUUUUUCACUCCA